ACUGGUAACAAAACUUUAAGUACCGACGAUUACAGAGGUGUCUUAAUCCAUGUGGGCACAAACUCCAUCCGCAGUAACAGUGAGGAAGAAAUCGUGAAUGAAACACAGAAUCUGAUUAGAUCGGCGAAAACUGUAUACCCAACAUCCAGGCUGGUAAUUAGUGGAAUUAUUCAUCGAAGAUCGGAGGAUGGGGACUCCAGUCUUCAUACAGCCAUCCUGACUUGGGCUUUCCAUGGUUUCUCAAAAUUAAUUCAGGUAAUUUCGAAUGGUUCCUACCAUAUGGCCACAACCAACUACCUGUUCCAUCCUUGUCAUACUAUAUCUGAGGAUGGAGGCUCCAGUCUUCAUACAGCCAUCCUGAUUCUAGUUUUCCAUCGUCUCUCAAAAUUAAUUCAUGAAAUUUCGGAUGGUUCCUACUAUAUGGCCACAACCAACUACCUGUUCCAUCCUUGUCAUACUAUAUCUGCCGUGAUAAACUGCAGUUUCCAACCGAGGCAAGAUGCAACAAUAUGGUGCACUCCACACUAUGCAGGCGCUGUACGUGCUGCCUCUAAGAUCACUGGUCACCGAUUGACUUCGUUCGCGCCUGCCAAAGUGCGCCAAAAGUUUCCGCUCCCACCUUUGCCUACGCUUACACAGCUUUCCAUUCCUGACGGAACUACUCCAUCUUUUAUACUACACGUAUCUCAUACAGCCCUAAGUGAGUGCCAGUAACUAUUACAUACAUAAUUACAUUAUAUCACCUUUAGAAUUUAAUAAUUAUAACAAAUAGAUAUCUUUACAAUAUUUAAAAGUAAAUAUUGCACACUUUUUCUUAAUAUGUAACUUCACUUUAAUC
This is a messenger RNA of Schistocerca cancellata (South American locust), 838 nucleotides long. RefSeq lists its product as uncharacterized. The record is from RefSeq and is a predicted model, not a curated record. The coding region runs from base 280 to 714 and encodes 144 amino acids. NCBI's taxonomy places the organism in Eukaryota, Metazoa, Arthropoda, Insecta, Orthoptera, Acrididae. The transcript has 4 exons.